CCGCGCGGCGGCUCCGAUUGGCUGACGGGGGUUUGUUUUGCACUCCUCACAUUUCCUCCAUCUGCGUGUUUUCAAAAACAAAGCACAAUUUUCUCUCGUCAGACUGCUUGUCUUUUUUCCGCCAUUGCCUACUAGCGUUGGUACGUCCCAGCUUUUGUUUUAACGGAGGCCGUCGAUCCAACGCUUCAACGGGGGUUAGCUAAAGUGCGCUGUAACGGCUGGGAGCUAGCCGUUUUAUUUUUUUCUUUUAUUAUUGUUUUUUCUACAAGCAACCAGCGCAUGGUCGGCUGUUGGGACCAGAAUCGCGUUUUACUGAUUUUUUUUAUUUAAUUCCGUCACUUUUUGACUCUGCGACUAGUUGCUGGCUACGGUAUUUGGAGCUUUCAGACAUGGUGAAGCUGACAAAAGCCAAGACUUUCCAGGCUUAUCUAGACUCCUGCCACCGCCGUUACAGCUGCGUGCACUGUCGCGCCCACCUGGCUAACCACGACGAUCUUAUCUCCAAGUCUUUCCAAGGCAGCCAGGGAAGAGCAUACCUCUUUAACUCUGUGGUCAAUGUUGGCUGUGGUCCUGCAGAGGAGAGGCUGCUGCUGACGGGACUUCACGCAGUGGCGGACAUCUACUGUGAAAACUGUCAUACCACACUCGGAUGGAAAUAUGAGCAAGCCUUUGAGCUCAGUCAGAAGUACAAGGAGGGAAAGUACAUCAUUGAACUCUCCCACAUGAUAAAGGACAACGGUUGGGACUGAGACUGAACUCUUCAUUGUUCUCCAUGACUUUUUAUUUCUCAAAAAGUUGCAUCCCCUCCACUUAAAAGGGUUACUGUGUAGCUUCCUCAUCUUACGCUCAAACCAUUGCUGUGCCACACUUUCACUUCAUUCAGCUUUGAAAAGAAUUGCACGUGAUGCCUUAUCUUUGUCUUUUUCAUGUUUUCCCCGGGCAAACGCUACACAUUUGCUGAUACGGAUUUCCCAGUUAUUAGUAGUGCUGGGACAUGAACUGAAUAAGUGCAUGGUUUGUGUGAGUGUGUGUGAGUGAGAAACAUUGGGAGUUAUAGUCACUCUGCCACCAAUUCCUGUUGGAUUUUAAGGAAAGCUGUCAGCGAUUUUAAAGCGACCUCCACAGAGUUUCGCUCCGUUGUGAUGCGGCCCCACGAAAGUCAAGGAAUUAGAUCUGGAGAAUCUAAUUGAAGUAUUUUGAGUACUAAAGGAGCACAUCUCAAUGUCAUGUGGCUUGAAUGGUGUUUAUUAUCAAAAUUUGUUUUAACUCGGAUCAUCUUGGGGUUAAGAAGGGUUUUGCAAAGAGCAGCAGGAGAGCUCUUUUUGUUUUAAUUUUUUUUUCUUUUUUAGUAUUUUUUUACAUUAAGAUGGCAAUCUUGGUGUUUAAAUUUUUAUUGUUUAAAGCUUUCAAAAAUCUCCUGCAAGAAUCCUUAAAUUUCUACUGCAAGUCUUCCUCUGCACAGCUGUAACUUUUAGUAUGAGCUUGCACGGUUUGCAGUGCAUGCCGAGGCCUUAUAAGCUGGAUAGUGUCGACAAGCUUUAGUUCUGAAGUUUCACUUUUAAGUUAUCACUGCACACAUGGGGAUAUGGUCACCUCCAUUUACAGCUAGUGAAAUCUAUAUUCAUUGCAUAUUACUUAAUCCUGAGCUGUCCCUGCAGAUACAUUAGCUAUACUGUGUCGGUGCAAAUUGUGAAAAUGUAGAAUAUUUUUGGUGAUUUAUGAUGUUUGCUUUAAAAUGUUUUUAUUUUAACCUGGUCUUUCAAUAAACUACAGUUUGCCAUGAAA
Molecule: messenger RNA, 1785 nt
Organism: Oryzias melastigma (Indian medaka)
Lineage: Eukaryota; Metazoa; Chordata; Actinopteri; Beloniformes; Adrianichthyidae
Gene: ypel3
Product: yippee-like 3
Exons: 5
Coding region: 390-749 (119 amino acids)
Source: RefSeq, a predicted model, not a curated record